Messenger RNA from Asterias rubens (European starfish), 2546 nucleotides. RefSeq names its product carbon catabolite-derepressing protein kinase-like. The transcript is spliced from 7 exons. The record is from RefSeq and is a predicted model, not a curated record. Gene Ontology annotation, cellular component: cytoplasm. Gene Ontology annotation, molecular function: protein serine/threonine kinase activity; ATP binding. Gene Ontology annotation, biological process: protein phosphorylation; intracellular signal transduction. Bases 1 to 2349 code for a protein of 782 amino acids. Lineage: Eukaryota; Metazoa; Echinodermata; Asteroidea; Forcipulatida; Asteriidae.
AUGGCGAACGGGACCGCGGUCCCAGAAUCUAGCCAAGUUGACCGGGGCCCGAGGCCCUUGACUCACCCGGCUCUGCGACGCUCUGACACCCGUACCAUGGCCCGACCGGCAGUUGCCGUCCGUAAACGGGUAGGAGGGUAUCUGGUUGGAGAUACCAUAGGUGAGGGCUCGUUCGGUAAGGUCCGGAUGGGUACACACACCGAUACAGAGGAAAGGGUUGCUAUGAAAAUCAUUGACAAGAGACUCGUAGCAAAACGCGAGUACGUUCGGAAGAACCUUCGCCGUGAAGCGGUGGUCCUACAACGGCUAAGUCAUCCGAACAUCAUCCGCCUUUACGAGGUGUUGGAAACAUCUAAUAACUACUACUUGGUUAUGGAGUUCGCUGAAGGAGGUCCCUUCAUGAAAUAUCUUUGUGAGAGGAAGAAAUUAAGCGAGAGGGAGACGAGGAAGUUUAUGCGGCAGUUAGUGUCCGCUGUGGAGUUUAUGCACCAGGCUGACGUGGUCCAUAGAGAUAUUAAAGUCGAAAACUUUCUCUUAGAUGAAGAUAUGAAUUUAAAAGUAAUAGAUUUUGGACUCAGUAAUAUCAUGGGUCCCGACGGCUUACUGAAGACACAGUGUGGUUCACCAGCAUACGCCGCUCCAGAGAUUUUCGGUAAUGCUAGCUAUGGACCUGCUGUCGACGUUUGGAGUAUAGGUGUGAACAUGUUCGCUAUGCUUACGGGUGAGCUCCCAUUUACUGUCGAUCCACCAACCAACAUGACGAAACUCCAUGCAAAGAUCAUGCAAGGCUGCACCAUACCACAACAUCUCACACGUGAAUGUAAAGACUUAUUGGGUAAGCUUCUCACAGCUGACGAAAAAGAAAGAAUCUUUCUGUGUGACGUCAUGCGCCAUCCCUGGAUAAACAGAGGCUACACGCGCAGACUGUACCCUUCAGAGUUUCCCAACAGACUCACCAAUGAGCAGCUUGACACCAGUGUUAUUUCGUCCCUGGUAUCCGGCGGAUUCACCGAGUCUGACAUCAGGGACGCGGUUACCCAGAACAGACCCAUCGCGGAGACGGCUGGGUAUCAUCUACUACGCAUGCGCGUUUCUAAAGGAUGGGGUUUUCCAGAUGGGAGACUAUCGGUUACAAAUAACCAACUUGGUAGUCCUGCUGAGGAGGUUGUCGACCUCGAAUCAACUUCGCUUAUUUUCACCCCUGCACCUCAUCCGGCCGCCGGUGGGUCUUCUCGACCAUGCAGCAGCCGCUCUCGCCCCGGGAGCAGCCGUCGCUCCCGGCCUAGCAGUAGCGUCACGAAACACGACAGGGCCAAAUCCCAGCUGGCAGCUAAACCGAACACAGUCGAACAGGAAAACAGAUUAAAGAGUACCCACGCAAGUGAUCCGAAAAUCCCAGUCCCACUUCUUUCGAUUGAUGCCCGGAAAAGCAAGCCCACUCCCCAUGAGGAUCCACCCACGCGGGAGAUAGUCCUCGAGGACAUGCGGAAGAAACUGUCUCAUUAUCUCGAGAAAGAUGUCAAGAACAAUGAAAUAAACACCAAAGACAAAAAUCCUGUUAUUAUUAUAAGCAGAUCCAUAGGUGAGAAUUACAGCUCAGACAGACAAAGACACAGACAAGCAAUCGAGAUAGACGAUAUUGUAGAGACUUUAAGUAUACAAACCGUGUGUGACUCGAACAUUUCAAGUGGGAGUCCGAGGAAACACGUCCCCAAACCAGACAUCGAGACACAGGUGAUGGGGCCAAGUGGUGCGAGUUCCCCCAUGAAAACUGCCGCCCAGAGAGGCUGCAUGAUCAUCGUCAACGGGAAACUUGCAAAGGGGGAUCUUUUCUCAGAAGACACCUUGAAGAAACGGUCCGCCUGGACGUCUGAUGCGUUCCGGGAAAGCUCAACUCCGAGCGUCCGGUCUAGGGCACUGCGAAGGGGGCCUGGUGUCAUGCGUCGUUCUCACACUGAUCCGGGUCAAGGGUACCCAUCUAUGACGCAGGAGCCCAAUCGGGAAUCGCUAAGCAGGAUGCUGAAGAAUAGAGAUACCCACGUACCGUAUCAAAGUCAUGGUGCUUUUCCCGCCCAUCGUCUUGGUCUCUACUAUUCCGUAACCGGACCACAACAUCAUUAUCCAGGUACUCCACACGAAAGCCGACGCGGUGGGAACCAGACUACACGAACAAGAUCACACACCGCCCCGAACGGUAGAUCGGUGCCAGGUGUUCAUCUCCGUCACGGACCAUCAACUUUACGGAGCGCGCCUUUUUCUGGGAAUAAAAGGCUCGAUUCUGGGAACUUGGGUCCUGGAAGUGAUUUGUCCCUGCCGAAGAUAAAUACGUAUAGAGUCGGUUGUCAAUAAACCUUUCGUGCCGACAUCGUCGGCCUUUUCAAAACAAUGCCUUGGGCUCGGGGCCCAAUUUCGUAAAGCCUGUAAGCACACAAAACUUGCUAAUCAUAGAAAAGUAUUGCUUAGCAGAAACAGAUGACCAAUCAAAAUUACAUUACAUUUACAUUGUUGUGGUUGGUGCCCAACUAAAUCGUUGCUUAGCAAGGAAA